Molecule: messenger RNA, 1104 nt
Organism: Sipha flava (yellow sugarcane aphid)
Lineage: Eukaryota; Metazoa; Arthropoda; Insecta; Hemiptera; Aphididae
Gene: GlcAT-I
Product: galactosylgalactosylxylosylprotein 3-beta-glucuronosyltransferase I
Exons: 7
Coding region: 54-1064 (336 amino acids)
Biological process (GO): chondroitin sulfate proteoglycan biosynthetic process; carbohydrate metabolic process
Cellular component (GO): Golgi membrane
Molecular function (GO): galactosylgalactosylxylosylprotein 3-beta-glucuronosyltransferase activity
Source: RefSeq, a predicted model, not a curated record
GAUUAAUAAUGUUAUAAAUUAAUAAGAUAUACUCAAAUGUUGAGUUAAAUAAAAUGUUUAGUUCUAUUACCAACUAUAAGUCUUUAGACAUGUUUAAUAAAAGAAGAAUAAUGUUUUACUUUUGUUUUCUUGUUUUAUUAGUAUUUUGGUUUGUUGGAAUUCGAAGUAAAGAUGCAUCUCGUUAUCAAGAUUUAAAACAGAUAUUGGAACACACUAAACAAGAAUUAAAAAUUAAAUCUAUAAAUUACAAUAAUUUAAAAGAAAGAUUUGAGAGUAUAUGUGAUAAAUGGCAACCAAAUAAUCCAGUUAUAUAUGCAAUAACACCUACUUACAAAAGACCUGUACAAAGAGCAGAACUAACAAGACUGUCCAACACUUUUCGUCUUAUAAAUAAUUUUCACUGGAUUAUUGUCGAAGAUUCCGAAAUGAAAACAUCACUUGUAGCUAAUUUGCUUUUUAGAAGUCAUUUAAAUUAUACACAUUUAGCUAUUGGAACACCUGUUGAAUGGAAAAGAAAAUUAAAAGAACCUAAAUGGAAAAAACCUAGAGGUGUAAAACAAAGAAAUAAGGCAUUAGAAUGGUUAAGAAAUAAUAAAGCUAAUGAAAAUGAUGAAGGCAUUGUUUAUUUUGCUGACGAUGAUAAUACUUAUAGUGUAGAUUUAUUUAAUGAAAUACGAAAAGUUAAAGGUGUUGGUGUUUGGCCAGUUGGUCUUGUUGGUGGUCUUUUAGUAGAAAAACCAUUGAUAAAUAGUAAGGGUAAAGUAAUUGGAUGGAAUAGCGCAUGGAGACCAGAACGACCAUUUCCUGUUGAUAUGGCUGGUUUUGCUAUAAAUUUAAAAUUGUUACGGAAUCAUUCAAAUGCUGAAUUUUCGUGGGACGUCAGUCGAGGUUACCAAGAAAGUGCCAUACUUUCACAAGUAACUACUAUAGACCAGUUGGAACCAUUGGCAGACAAUUGUACUAAAGUAUAUGUAUGGCAUACCAGAACUGAAGAACCAAUAUUAAAAGCUGAAGAAAAGCUGAAAAAUCGUGGGUUAAGGUCAGAUAUGAAUAUUGAAGUUUAAAGUCUAAAUAAAGUAAAACAAAUACUUAAAAUAACCUAAA